UAAGGUCGCCAACUUCAAAAGAAGACUUAACAAGAUCAGCUGCAUCAAGAUAAACGGCAUUAUGGUUGAAGGUCAAGAAGCAGUUGCAGAUGGUCUGGUUGACUUCUACACGAAUUUUUUCAAGGAAUCAACACCCAAUCGACCUUUCCCAAUGCAUUACACCAACAACACCAUCUCCAACCAUGAGGGCCUCGUCCUCACACGCCCUUUCACCGAAGAGGAGAUUUGGGAGUGCAUUAACGACUUCGACGGCUGCAAAGCUCCCGGCCCGGACGGCUUCACUUGGGAGUUCUACAAGAAGUGUUGGGUCUGGCUGAAGAACGACGUGGUCAAUGCUUUCUCCGAAUUCCACUCGAACGGAAAGUUGCCUAGAUGCGUCACCCACUCAUUCCUAUGCCUGCUCCCCAAAAGAGACGCUGUGGAAGAUACCAAGGACCUAAGACCGAUCAGCCUGAUGGGAUCCAUCAACAAACUAGUAAGCAAGGUCCUGGCGGUCAGACUCAGCACGCUGCUGCCGAACAUUGUCUCGGACAACCAACAAGCUUCAGUGAAAGGGCGACAAAUCGCUGAUGCGGGGCUGAUCGCUUUUGAGCUCGUGGACAGCAGAAAGAAGAGCAAGAAACCUGGCCUCAUGUUCAAAAUCGACAUUGAAAAGGCGUUCGACAACGUCAACUGGGAAUGUCUCUUCAAGGUUCUGUCGAGAUUGGGUUUCCCCUCAAAAUGGCUCAAAUGGAUUCAAGGCACUAUGUGUUCUCCCCUGGUUUCUAUCCUCAUCAAUGGUGAGUCCAGAGGCUUCUUCCCCAUGCACAAAGGCCUCAGGCAGGGCGACUCACUCUCUUCCGGUCUUUUCGUUUUGAUUAUGGACAUCCUUGACUUCAUGAUCAACAAAGUUAGUGCUGAAGGAAAAAUUCAGGGGUUCCGAAUGAAUGAAGACAAUAACAGCGGCGAGGUGACUCAUCUCCUCUUUGCUGACGAUACACUCAUAUUCUGUGAAGCCUCAUAUGACCAAGUUCUCAACAUUGUAGCCACGCUUGUCUGCUUUCAAGCGGUGGAGUUCCGAACCGUCAAAGUACUUGGGAUUCCCGCUCGGGGCCAAACUCAACGCCGUCUCCACAUGGGACUCCAUCAUCGACAAGUAUCAGAAGAGAUUAGAGGGAUGGAAGAGCAGGUAUCUAUCGAUGGGAGGAAGAGUAGUCCUCAACAAAACAGUCCUAUCCAGCCAACCUGUGUACCUCUUUUCCCUGCUGAAGGCUCCGAAGACAGUGAUCAAUAGAAUGGAAGGCAUCCAGCGCAGAUUUAUUUGGAGCGGUAACAGUGACUCGGCGAAGGCUCCACUAGUAAGUUGGGAGAGAUGUAAAGCUCCUCGAUCUCAAGGGGGACUCGGUAUCACCGAUCUGGCAAGCUUUAAUGAAGCUAUGCUAAGCAAAUGGCAUUGGAGAUAUGCCAAUGAAAGCAAUAGAUGGUGGAAAACCUUGAUCAGUCAUAAAUACCCCAACACUCAUUCCCUUUGGUACCCCAACAGAUGCAACAAUGGUUUUGCCAACUCAGCCUGGGCCAACAUCUCGAAAGUUCACGACCAGUUUUGGAACUCGACCUGCAUUGAUCCUGGCAGCGGAGCGUGGUGUUCUUUUUGGCAUGACGUUUGGAUCCCCAAUACAUGCCUCGCUGCCAACUUCCCCCGGGUCGCCGCGGCUGCGUCCGAUCCUGAAGCCAGAAUCUCCGACGUCAGAAACGGUAAUGUAGAAGGUAACCAUUGGGAUUUUCAUCUAAAUAUUAUGCUAAGGGGGGGAGCUGAGCGGGAGUUAUGUUCUUUAAUUGAUUUCCUUGAUAGACAUGCCACUAACAGGGUAUCCAGCGGACCGAGCCGUCCUGUCUGGCUUCCCGACCCAGACAACGCCUUCUCUGUUCAUUCCAUGUACAGGACAUUGGUGAAGAACAAAUUCCAGGGAGACCCCAAUUUUCCCGCAAAAUCCAUCUGGAAACACGUCAUCCCGUCAAAAAUAUGCAUCUUCCUCUGGCUGACAACCCUAAAGAGGAUCCAGACCCUCGACAACCUUAAAAGAAAAGGGUGGUCGAUCGCCAACAGAUGCGCUCUAUGUGAAAAGGAAGAAGAAUCCGUCGACCAUUUGUUCAUCAAGUGCGACUACGGUAAGGAAGUUUGGUACAAGUGCAGAAUGGCCUGCCCGAGCAUCGCCAACACCAGUGAGGACAUAUUCUCAACAGUCAGAGAUUGGAAAUCCAGCACCCCAAACAAUAUCAAUGAAUGGAUCAACUUUUGUGCUCUGCACGCGAUCACGUGGCAGCUGUGGCUCGAGCGCAACCGACGAAUCUUUCAAGAAGCCAGCCAGAACCCCACAACUGUCGCUCGGAAAGCUUUUAAUUUGAUGAUUGAAUGGCCUACUGCUAUGGGGAAAAUCACUAAGGAAGAGGGGCAGAAAUGGCUCCACGAUCAGAGCACAAGAGCCCAUCUCAACGCUCCGUGACCCACAUUUGUCCUGACGUUUCGUAGCGUUCGUCUGCUGCAUCGAUGGAGGGAUCUGCUGCGGAAAGUUUUUUAGGCUCUUGAUUUCCUGCUGUUGGGUGGGUGAUGGAGCAACUGGGACACAAUGAUGUAUUCGUUCCUUUCUUUUCAUUUUCUUUAUUUCUUCCUUUUCACUCUUUGCUAUCUUUGUUAUUUUUGGUUGUGCCUCUGUGAGAUCAGGCCUUGUGAUCUCCCAUGCCUGUACAGCGCUUUGCUGUCUUUCUGUUUCUUUUAGCAAUAAAAUUUCAUCGCCAUUAUCAAAAAAA
Messenger RNA from Linum tenue, 2787 nucleotides. The record is from the annotation of a GenBank genome assembly. Lineage: Eukaryota; Viridiplantae; Streptophyta; Magnoliopsida; Malpighiales; Linaceae.